AUGUCUCUCGUUCUCGUCUGGUCUUUCUUCGCCUUCUCCUCAAAUUCCCCAAACCUCAGCUUCUCCGCCGUCAAAACCGAAGAGUCUACCAAAUGUUCUCGUGGAAUCGAUAUGCGGUACGAUCCAACCGACCCGGUUUUCUACGACGACCCGGAUCUAAGUUAUACAAUCGAGAAGCCGGUUAAAGGCUGGGAUGAGAAACGAAGACGGUGGUUAGAGCUGCAUCCGUCGUUUAUCCCCGGAUCCGAGAACCGGACGGUUAUGGUAACCGGGUCACAAUCCGGACCCUGUAAAAACCCUAUCGGAGACCAUCUAUUGCUCCGAUUCUUCAAAAACAAAGUCGAUUACUGUCGAAUCCAUGGCCACGACAUCUUCUACAGCAACGCGCUUCUUCACCCGAAGAUGAAUUCGUUUUGGGCGAAACUUCCGGCGGUAAAAUCGGCGAUGAUUGCUCAUCCGGAGGCGGAAUGGAUCUGGUGGGUUGAUUCCGAUGCUCUUUUCACCGACAUGGAUUUUACUCCGCCGUUUCGCCGUUACCGUAACCAUAACCUCGUCGUUCACGGCUGGCCUGGCGUUGUUUACGAUGAUCGAAGCUGGACGGCGUUAAACGCCGGCGUCUUCCUCAUUCGAAACUGUCAGUGGUCUAUGGAGCUGAUUGACACGUGGACGAGUAUGGGCCCAGUGAGUCCUGAGUAUGCUAAGUGGGGACAGAUCCAACGGUCAAUUUUUAAAGAUAAGCUGUUUCCGGAGUCAGAUGAUCAGACGGCUCUGAUUUAUCUGCUGUUUAAACACAGAGAGGUGUAUUAUCCUAAGAUAUACCUCGAAGGAGACUAUUAUUUCGAAGGGUAUUGGUUAGAGAUCGUACCGGGUUUAGCUAACGUGACGGAGCGGUAUCUGGAGAUGGAGCGAGAAGACGCCACGUUGCGCAGGAGACACGCGGAGAAAGUGAGUGAACGAUACGCUGCGUUUAGAGAGGAGAAGUUUUUGCGAGGAGAAAGAGGCGGGAAAGGAAGUCUACGGAGGCCGUUUGUGACGCAUUUCACGGGAUGCCAGCCUUGCAGUGGAGACCAUAAUAAGAUGUACGAUGGUGACACGUGUUGGAAUGGGAUGAUCAAAGCCAUUAAUUUCGCUGAUAAUCAAGUGAUGCGUAGGUAUGGUUUCGUACACUCGGAUCUAGGCAAGACUUCCCCUCUUCAACCUGUACCGUUCGAUUAUCCUGAUGAGCCCUGGUGA
Molecule: messenger RNA, 1233 nt
Organism: Thlaspi arvense
Lineage: Eukaryota; Viridiplantae; Streptophyta; Magnoliopsida; Brassicales; Brassicaceae
Source: the annotation of a GenBank genome assembly